Molecule: messenger RNA, 2468 nt
Organism: Hibiscus syriacus
Lineage: Eukaryota; Viridiplantae; Streptophyta; Magnoliopsida; Malvales; Malvaceae
Product: auxin response factor 1-like
Exons: 15
Coding region: 222-2237 (671 amino acids)
Biological process (GO): response to hormone; regulation of DNA-templated transcription
Cellular component (GO): nucleus
Molecular function (GO): DNA binding; protein binding
Source: RefSeq, a predicted model, not a curated record
CUUCGACCGAACAUUGACACCAACAAAACUCAUUGCCACCGUUCGCUUCACUUCUUUCUCCUUUCUGUUCUUUACUUGGUAUAUUUUUGGAUCUGCUUUGUUUUUCUUCUUUACAAGCCUAAUUUCUAUUUCUUUGGGUCCUUCAGAUUGAACAGGGAGCAAGCACUCGAAGGGUUCCCAUUGAUUGAUUGAUUUCUGCUGAUCUCUUUUGGGGUGCUUCUAUGGCUUUUGCGGCACCCAAUAUUCCAUCUGCUGAACAACAACCAGAUGACCCUUUGUAUCGUGAACUAUGGCAUGCCUGUGCUGGACCUCUUGUCACGCUUCCUCGUGUGGGGGAGCGUGUUUAUUACUUCCCACAAGGUCACAUGGAACAACUUGAGGCAUCAAUGCAUCAGGGGUCAGAACACCAAAUGCCUUCAUUCGAUCUGCCAUCUAAAAUACUUUGCAAAGUGGCUUCUGUUCAACGUAAGGCUGAACCUGAUACAGAUGAAGUUUAUGCCCAAGUAACUCUUGUACCUGAAGUAGAUCAAAGUGAGGUUAUGAGCCCAGAUGACCCGCUUCCAGAACCUGAAAGAUGCAUAGUCCAUUCAUUUUGCAAAACUCUCACAGCUUCUGACACAAGCACCCAUGGUGGAUUCUCAGUUUUGCGCCGGCAUGCAGAUGAUUGUCUUCCCCCACUGGACAUGACACAGCAGCCGCCAUUGCAGGAACUGAUUGCAACUGAUCUGCAUGGAAAUGAGUGGCAUUUUCGGCAUAUCUUUCGAGGGCAACCUAGGCGCCACUUACUCACUACUGGGUGGAGUGUCUUUGUUAGUUCCAAAAAGUUGGUAGCUGGUGAUGCUUUUAUAUUCAUGAGGGGCGCUAAUGGGGAGCUGCGUGUUGGAGUGAGGAGGCUUAUGAGACAACAGUCAAAUAUGCCAUCUUCUGUUAUAUCUAGUCACAGCAUGCAUCUCGGAGUGCUUGCCACUGCAUCUCAUGCGCUUUCUACCCGGAGUAUGUUUUCUGUCUUCUACAAGCCCAGAACAAGUUUGUCCGAGUUCAUAGUGAGUGUAAACAAGUAUCUUGAAGCUCGAAGCCAUAAGUUAUCAGUUGGUAUGAGGUUCAAAAUGAGAUUUGAGGGUGAAGAGGUACCUGAAAGAAGAUUCAGUGGCACAAUUGUUGGUGUUGGGGAUAACAAAUCAUCUGCAUGGGCUGAUUCCGAGUGGAGAUCUCUCAAGGUUCAAUGGGAUGAAUCUUCAUCAAUCGUACGUCCUGAUAGGGUGUCCCCAUGGGAAUUGGAGCCUCUUGUUGCAACUAGUAACUCUUCUAACUCGCAACCUGCACAAAGGAACAAGCGAACUCGACCACCCGUUCUACCUUCACCAUCUUCAGAUCUUUCCUCACUGGCAGGUAUAUGGAAAUCUCCAGGUGAAUCUCCUUUCUCAUACUGCGAUGCACAGCGUGGACACCCAUCACCUAAAUUAACCUCUUCCGCCAAGCCUAACUCUGUUGGCUUUAGUGGGAAUAGCUCCCUGGCUGCAGUUUCUAGCAGCUCAAUGUAUUGGCCUAACCGAGUUGAGAAUGUUACGGAAUCUAUUGCACCAGUUGUGAACAAAGAAUCCAGUGAACGAAAGCAGGGAACCGGGAAUGGCUGUAGGCUUUUUGGUAUUCAGUUACUUGACAACGUGAACACGGAAGAAAUUUCAACUGUUGCUACAGUUUCUGGGACUUUGGGAGAUGACCAGACAGUUCAUUCUCUAGUUGCUAACUCUGACCAGCAGUCUGAUCCGACAAAUCCUAAUCGGUCUGAUCUUCAUUCUAUAAGUUGUGAACCUGAGAAGUGCCUGAGAUCUCCUCAGGAGUCACAAAGCAAGCAAAUUCGAAGCUGCACAAAGGUUCAUAUGCAAGGUAUGGCUGUCGGAAGGGCUGUCGAUUUGACAAGAUUUGACUGUUAUGAGGAUUUGCUAAGGAAGCUGGAGGAUAUGUUUGACAUUAAAGGUCAGCUCUGUGGAUCUGCGAAGAAUUGGCAGGUUGUCUACACGGAUGACGAAGAUGACAUGAUGAUGGUUGGGGAUGAUCCGUGGAAUGAGUUUUGCAGCAUGGUGAGGAAAAUUUUUAUUUACACAUCAGAGGAAGUCCGAAAGCUAUCACCCAAGGCAAAACUUCCAGUGAACGAUGAUGGAAAUGCAGGCAACGCCAGUGUUGAUACUGUUGUCAACCCCGAAGACCGUUCAUCGAUUGUUGGUCACGGAUGCUAAGGUAAACAUGGCCCUUUUUUGCACUGCAGGAACAUAGUGGUUCCAUAGAAGAGUUUGAGAAGGAAGAUGGUGCUCAAGAUCUUGUUAUAUAUGCAUUACCUUGAUGAUAUAUCACUACUGAUUAUUGAUUUGGAUUUUAAAUAGCCUAGAAACGUCAUUUUUUUUGCUUUAUUCUUUUCUUGUGUUGAUUUAUUUUUCUUACAUAAUAUAUAUCCUUUGUAUAUAGAUAUA